This is a messenger RNA of Knipowitschia caucasica, 330 nucleotides long. NCBI's taxonomy places the organism in Eukaryota, Metazoa, Chordata, Actinopteri, Gobiiformes, Gobiidae. The record is from the annotation of a GenBank genome assembly.
AUGUCCCCCAGACCUCCAUGUCCUGUCGCAUGUCACCUCAGACCUCCAUGUCCUGUCCAAUUCCCUCAGACCCCCAUUCUGUCCAUUGUCCCUCAGACCUCCAAGUCCAUCCACUGUCCCCUCAGACUCCAUGUCCUGUCCUCGUCCUCAGACCUCCAUGCCCUGUCCAUGUCCCUCAGUCCUCCAUGUCCCUGUCCAUGGUCUUUCGGGAACCACAGACAGGAAACCAGUUCAGGACCGGGGGGGGGGGGGGGGGGGGGGGGGGGGGGGGGGGGGGGGGGGGGGGGGGGGGGGGGGGGGGGGGGGGGGGGGGGGGGGGGGGGGGAGUGA